Pelobates fuscus (common spadefoot toad) is the source of this 2105-nucleotide messenger RNA. Its product is annotated as suppressor APC domain-containing protein 2-like. Lineage: Eukaryota; Metazoa; Chordata; Amphibia; Anura; Pelobatidae. The transcript has 6 exons. The record is from RefSeq and is a predicted model, not a curated record. The coding region runs from base 657 to 1541 and encodes 294 amino acids.
CAGGAUAGCUAGAGAGAGACUUAGCAAGAAUCACAUAGAGAUUAUACAGAGAGGGAGGAGAGACAGUUAACUGUCCGUUCAGAAACGGGAAAGGAGGAUCGCAGGAGAAAGGGACCUAGCUUGCUGGCCCGACACAGCAAGACUCCUAGGAGGGGGAGACAGAUUGUGGGAAAUGAGAGCCAGACAAAGAGAGAGGUGACAAAGGAAAAGUGUUCGAGAGGGCAUUAUACAUUGUAGCAAGAACUGGGCAGUGGGUCACUGAGAUACAGCAGGGGAUUGAGACGUAAACCAGACACAAGGAAUAUGAUAUGUCAGAAAACUGUCAUAUUAAAAGGAAACGGGAAGAGUGCCUGUGUAAUUGUAGUGGGCGUCUGCUGCAGAAAAGUUCAUUAUAGUUAAAUAAUGUGUUUUAUAGAACAGUCUGAGUCCAGUACUAUAGGAUUCUAUAGACUAAUGUAGGAGGAUUUGUGUUUGUAGCAAACAAUACUCUAUAGAGUGCAAGUUAUUGCAGUGUCUACAUAUAUAUUUAUGUAUACACAUACUGAGCAUUAUUAUUAUUAUUGUAAUGCUUUAUAUUCAAUCUUGAUAGGCAUAGAAAGUGUUGUAGUAUAGGUACUCAGACAGAAGGAAGAGUAGAUUUCUCAGAGGGGUUUGCAAUGAGUUCCUUGCUUGUAUCCUCUCCUUCUCUCACCACUAAUGCUCCCAGCUCCUCUUCCCUUCCCUCUCUUGGUCCAGUCUCUUCUCCUCUUCCCUGUCCAUCACGGGGGUUUCUCCGCAGCCUUCGUGUCUUGUACCACAUCUUGGAGGAGGAAGGGGGUGGCCGGGUCCAUGUGCAAGACAUUGAGGGAUUAUGGGGUGGCCCCACUAUCCUGUCUGGGGUCCCACAGGCACUCAGAGAUGCAACAGCUUCCAGUGGUGGCUACCUGAGCUUCCCUCGGCUGGUGAAGGGACUCACUCAGGCACUGAGGGCAGCAGAACCUCAAGAUACACAGACACACAGGAGAGGCGGGAAAGGAGUGACACGCUCACAGAGCAUCAACCAUGACGUCUCCUCAACUCCACGACUCUCGCGUCAGGAGCAAAGGUCACGCCGACACACGUUGACCAAUGGCAUUGAUUACAACACGUUACGUCGUAUGAAAGAAUUGGAGCAAGAACGAGAUGCCCUUCUAGAUGGUAUUCAGCUUGUAGAGCGAACACGGAAUUGGUACAUGGAAAGACUUCAUGAAGCGGACCAGCAGAGGGAGCUAGAGUGCAGUGCGGAGCAGUCUCUGCCAUCUCCUCUCCUUGGACCAUCUCUUUUGAUACAAAUUCAAGAAGUCAACAGGUUCCUGAAUGACCUCUUGUCCCCUCCAGAAAAGAAACAGCCCUCGUAUACGACAAAGCACCCUGAUGCCAUAACCACACUCAGAUACCAGAACCAGCUACUGACGCGGGAGCUCUCCACACAGAAUGAAAGGAUCUGGAAGCUGCAGCGAGAGAAUGAGGCUUUAUACAGGGAGCUUGAAGAGCGUCAGUUCCAUAGAGGGACAUUCAUCUGAGAGCAGUGGAUGCACCCGACCCCAUGUGCAGUCAGUUUUCCAUAUAAAGGGACAGAACAAGCUGUGCCACCGUCAGAAUAACCGUUAUAAAAUUACACAGUGCUAGAUCCAAUGAGACACAGUCUCAGUAAUUAGAGAUCUGCUGUUGGACCUGACUAGAAAGAAAAUAAACAUUGCUCUUAUCACUCGUCAGCCAAGCCUUCGGAUUGCAUGAUUUCUAUGAUCCAUGGCGUGUCUGGCCAGAGACCUCCAAGACAAACUGUGAAUAACAAAGUGUACGGCAUCUGUGUCUUACGAAAUACCGGUUCUUUUCACCAUAACACACACAUGCAGCGUCACUUCUUCCGAUCAUCAGAGCACUUCUCGUAUUUGAUUAUUUCUUAUAAUUACAUGACCGCAACGUUCUCAUCUUAUUACAGACACGGAACAUGUCUUCUUCUGCCCACAGAUCAGAGGAUUCUCCUCACCUUGGAAAAAAAAAAUUCUGUUUAAUCACAGACUUCCCAAGCCGAAUCCGCCACUAUAUGUGUCCCUUAAUUUUUAUAUUAAAAAUAUCACAUCCUU